Messenger RNA from Coregonus clupeaformis (lake whitefish), 5850 nucleotides. RefSeq names its product mitogen-activated protein kinase kinase kinase 5. Gene Ontology annotation, molecular function: ATP binding; MAP kinase kinase kinase activity. The coding region runs from base 573 to 4694 and encodes 1373 amino acids. Lineage: Eukaryota; Metazoa; Chordata; Actinopteri; Salmoniformes; Salmonidae. The record is from RefSeq and is a predicted model, not a curated record. Gene Ontology annotation, biological process: protein phosphorylation; MAPK cascade; cellular response to stress. The transcript has 30 exons.
CUCCACCCAGUGUGCGUGAGCCUUUGCAGGAAAGAUAAUAGUGGAAAUAGGGCAGGUUCAGGGACUGAAUAUAAUAGUCGCGUUGGCAUGAUUUCUAAAUGACAGGAUAUUCAUUGCGCCGCUGCACACAUUUUUCAACAACAACCCUGAUCUGCUUUCUAGGACGGUGGAUCUACCUACAACAAGCUCACCAUGGGUUUGUAACCAUUGCAACCUGCGCUCGUGCUCAACUUCAGAAACUAUGAGGAGUAGAUUUGGAGACGCGCAAGAAUGUUGCAAUUCAGCGGUAACUGUUUCUUACCAUAGGGUCGUUAGCUGUAUAUGAGUAGCCUAUGUGUCGUGACUUAACAGUAGCAGUGACUGUCAAUGGUGGUAGUGCCCACUAUCUUGGUUUAUUAUCAUUGCAGAUUGCACAAUUUCAUGCGAAAUCAGACAUGAAUAUACAGGAGGUGGACCUGGUGUCUGUGAGGAAACGUGCGUAAUGUUGACUUUGGAUGUAUGGAGAUGUCGAGCAACUGAGUAUCCAUAAGAACACAUAACAGUGAUUGUCAACCAAAACAGACAUUGAAAAAAUGAGUCAAGUUGAAGGGAUAUCAUUGACGGUCCCCUCCUUUGGUCCUGGCUCGGACCCUGAGGGUGCCCACGGGGACUCUGCUGGCUCCCGGAAAGAGAGUGUCAGCGGUGCCCCCAUUCCGGCCGCCGGGACAUUCUGGCACGACUCUGUGGUCAGCGGAAGCAUCAGUCCUAAUAUCCUGAGCUGCCGGAAGGACAGUGGCGGCUUGUUGUCUACGGGGAAAUGUAAAAGCAGGGCUGUCACGGUGGCAUAUGUCGUCAACAGCGAGCUCACUCAGCCACACACCUCAGAGAACAUGGCCCUGCAUUGCCUGAAAGACGCGUGCGACUCCGUCGGAAGUAAACUGGAAAUCAUACACUUUGGGAAGAUCGACUUUGGAGAUACGUGUGUGCUUGACCAGUUCUAUAAUGCAGACAUAGCUGUGGUGGAGAUGACGGACGCUUUCCGCCAGCCCUCCCUGUUCUACCACCUGGGUGUGAGGGAGAGCUUCAGCAUGGCCAACAACAUCAUCCUGUACUGUGACACCAACUCCGACUCGCGACAGUCCCUGCAGGAUAUUAUUUGCCAGAAGAACACUACAUGCUCAGCCAACUACAGCUUCAUCCCGUACAUGGUGACGCCCCACAACAAGGUGUACUGCUGUGAGAGCAGCCUGAUGAAGGGCCUGACAGAGCUGAUGCAGCCCAGCUACGAGAUGCUGCUGGGACCCAUCUGCAUGCCCCUGCUGGACCGCUUCAUCCAGCUGUUCAAGGUGCCCCAGGCUAACUCCUGCCAAUACUUCAGAGAAACCAUUCUCAACGAGAUUCGGAAAGCACGGGAAUUGUUCACAGGGAUGGAGCUGGCCUCAGAACUCAGCCGAAUUCAACAACGAUUGGACAACGUAGAGUGCCUUUCAGCUGACAUUGUCAUCAACCUGCUUCUGUCCUACAGGGACAUCCAGGAUUAUGAAUCCAUAGUGAAGCUGGUGGAGACAUUGGAGAAGCUUCCUACAUUCGACCCUGUGGCCAAUCCCCAUGUCAAGUUCCACCAUGCCUUUGCACUGAAUCGGAGGAACCUCCCGGGGGACCGUCACAAGGCCCUGGACAUCAUGCUGCCCCUGGUGAAGGCUGACAACCAGGUGGCUUCAGACAUCUACUGUCUGGUGGGACGCAUCUACAAGGACAUGUUCCUGGAGUCUCACUUCGCUGACAAAGAGAGCAGGGACAGUGGCACGGCCUGGUUUAAGAAGGGGUUUGAGUCCGAGCCGACAUUACACUCUGGCAUCAACUACGCCGUUCUACUCCUGGCAGCGGGACACCAGUUUGACGCCUCCUUCGAGCUCCGCAAAGUCGGAGUGAAGCUGAGCAGCCUACUGGGGAAGAAGGGCAGCCUGGACAAGCUGCAGAGCUACUGGGAUGUGGGCUUCUUCCUGGGGGCUAGCAUCCUGGCCUGUGACAACACCAGAGUCAUACAGGCCUCCGAGAAACUCUUCAAACUGAAGGCUCCUGUCUGGUAUCUGCGCUCUCUUGUGGAGACCAUCCUGAUUUACCAGCACUUCAAAAAGCCCUCUGUGGAGCAGCCGCCGCCCAAACAGGAACUGGUGGACUUCUGGAUGGACUUCCUGGUGGAGGCCACAAAGAAAGACGUCUCGUCUGUCCGCUUCCCCGUGUUGAUAUUGGAGCCCACUAAAGUCUAUCAGCCUUCGUACUUGUCCAUAAACAACGAUGUGGAGGAGAACACUGUCUCCAUCUGGCAUGUUGCUCCUGAUGACAAGCACAGGGGGGUCCAUGAGUGGAACUUCAGCGCCAUGUCAGUACGGGGUGUCAGUAUUUCCAAGUUUGACGAGCGCAGUGCCUUCCUGUACGUGCUGCACAACUCAGAGGACUUCCAGAUCUACUUCUGCACAGAGAUGCACUGCAAAAGGUUCUGUGAUCUGGUCAACAGCCUCGCAGAGGAAGCAUGGAAAGGCCCGGAAGAUGGGGAGUGUGACACUGAUGCCCUAGAGUACGACUAUGAGUAUAAUGAGCACGGGGAGAGGGUGGUUCUGGGAAAAGGCACGUUUGGAGUGGUGUACGCCGGCCGGGACCUUAGCAACCAGGUGCGGCUGGCCAUCAAGGAGAUACCGGAGAGAGACAGCAGGUACUCUCAGCCCCUCCAUGAGGAGAUUGCCCUUCACAGACACCUGAAGCACAAGAACAUUGUGCAGUACUUGGGCUCCAUCAGCGAGAAUAGUUUUAUCAAGAUCUUCAUGGAGCAGGUUCCCGGAGGAAGCCUGUCUGCUCUGCUGAGGUCUAAAUGGGGCCCUCUGAAGAACAACGAACCCACCAUCGGCUUCUACACCAGACAGAUCCUGGAGGGACUCAAAUACCUCCAUGACAACCAGAUCGCUCACAGAGACAUCAAGGGUGAUAAUGUGCUUAUAAACACAUAUAGCGGAGUUCUGAAGAUAUCUGACUUUGGUACCUCUAAACGGCUGGCUGGGAUCAACCCCUGCACUGAGACUUUCACUGGGACACUACAGUACAUGGCCCCUGAGAUCAUAGAUAAAGGCCCUCGAGGCUACGGCAAGCCUGCGGACAUCUGGUCUCUUGGCUGCACCAUCAUUGAGAUGGCCACUGGGAAACCUCCCUUCUAUGAGCUGGGGGAACCACAGGCUGCCAUGUUCAAGGUUGGCAUGUUCAAGAUCCAUCCUGAGAUCCCAGAUUCCAUGUCAAUGGAGGCCAAGGCCUUUAUCCUACGCUGCUUUGAGCCCGACCCCGACCAGAGGGCCACCGCCCUGCACCUGCUCACUGAUGAGUUCCUCACCGUCACCAGCCGCAAGAAGAGGGGCAAGAGCAGCUUUACAGCUCUGACACCAGGAGGUUCAGAGUACCUGCGCAGCAUCUCUCUGCCAGUGCCUGUGGUGGUGGAAGACACCAGCAGCAGCAGCGAGUACGGUUCCAUCUCCCCUGAGAACGACCUCAACACCAACCCCUUCAUCUUCAAGCCCAGCACCAAGUGUUACAGGGAUCGGGACGUCAAAGCAACCCGCUCCCUGUUCCUCAGUAUCCCAGUGGAGAACUUUGAGGACCACAGUGCUCCUCCGUCUCCUGAUGAGAAGGACUCUGGCUUCUUCAUGCUGAGGAAGGACAGCGAGAGGAGGGCCACUCUACACCGCAUCCUCACUGAGGACAGAGACAAGGUGGUGGCCAACCUCGUGGAGGCUCUCAAACAGGGUUCUGAGACAUCGGACACUAAGUUGAGACACCAGCAUAUCUCCACCCUGGUGGUCAGUCUGGGGGACUUUGUGCGCAUGGCGGACAGGAAGAUCAUAGCCAGCACCCUCUCCCAGCUCAAAUUGGAGCUAGACUUUGACAGCACGGCCAUUAGCCAACUACAGGUGGUGCUAUUUGGGUUCCAGGACGCAGUAAACAAAGUACUACGAAACCACAACAUCAAGCCCCACUGGAUGUUCGCCCUGGACAAUAUCAUCCGUAAAGCGGUGCAGACUGCCAUCACCAUCCUGGUGCCAGAGCUGAGGCCCCACUUCAGCCUGGCCUCGGAGGAUGAUCCGGCCGAUCAAGAUAACAUCGACGAUGACGUGGAGCCUGAGGAUAACUCCGCCCAUCAGAGCAGAGCCCCUCCCAACACUGUCCAUGACGACACGGUCGCCACCUCCGGCGUGAGCACGCUCAGUUCCACCGUUUCACACAGAUCCCAUAAUGCCCAGCACUCCGUCACCAUGGAACUAGGCAGGAUGAAGCUGGAAACCAAGAGGCUGAUGGAGAAGUUGCUGGCGAGGGAGAGAGAGUACCAGGCUGUCCUCCAGGAUGUCCUGGAUGAGAGGGAACAGGAGAUCAAACUACUGAGGAUCCGCUCAGAACACGUCGAUAUGCCUACAUCAUCUGUGAGCCAGAGGAGCCAGUCCACUGCGAGCCAUGGGGACCCAGAGCUGAUCAAGUGGCUGAGACUCCAUGGGGCUGACGAUGACUCCAUGGACAGGAUUUUGACCGAGGAUUACACUUUGGAUGACCUUCUCCAGUAUGUGAUGAGAGAUGACCUGAAGAGUUUGGGAUUAAGAGGUGGGAUGCUGUGUAAGCUAUGGAAGGCCAUCACAGACUACAGACAGAAACCAGUGUGUGGAGCCCUUGUGUCUAGUUAGCCUCUACAGUACAGGACAUUUACCACAACAACAACAACAACUCAGUAUUCUCAACACUCACUACUGCACUUUAAUCUCAGUAUUUAUCAGACCAAGACUCAGUCCUGAUGGGGGACAGUUCCAGUGUAGUUUAUCAUGUAUGGAGUAUUGACACGUGAGUUGUAGAACUCUGUGUGUGUGUGUGAGAGACCUUGUUGGGUUAUGGAAAUUGUUUUUGGAAAUUACUAUUUUCAAAUGGGGUUACUUUUUCAUGUAAAAGUAAAUAAGUGCCACUGGUUUUAUCAUGUUCAACAGUUAUGACACAUUUUAAGCAGGUGCUCCAAGAUUCACAGGGCAAACAGUGAAACAUAUCUGACAAUUUAACCUUUAAAUGUUAAAUGUUAUUUGGUUGUAGAAUUCUCCCCUUACAUGUGUUUACUUUCAUUAGAUUGACCAUUUUCUAAAACAAGCCUGAGAGACAAAAUACAACGUUAACUGAUGUGUUUGAUCUGUACAUUAUCUUGAUAAACAACAUUGUUAUUGCUAGUGGCUUCUUAUCACUGUUUUAUUUAAAUGUGCUUUUAUGGAUAUGGCCUACUCUCAACGCCAUCACUGCAUGCCUGCCCUUUUGUACCUGUUUGUUUAACUGGCUUUGAAGGCUUUGAAACAUCAUAGCUCUUGACUUAUUUUGUCCAAGUAAUUUUUUUACAUCAUUUACAUAUGAUGGGGUAAAUUAUCUAAAUAUAUAGCACAUUUUAUUGACAGUAAAUUACUAUUUUCAGUUAAACAAUUUACAAACGGCUAGAUGUCAUAUCAAAUGUGUAACGCAAAUUUGUGUUGGCUAAUCAGGGGUUCACAGCAAAGCUGGCGCUGUUAUAAGUAUUCUCACUUAAACCCUCAUAUCCGCCGCCCUGUUUGACCUAGAGACUUGAAACUUUGUAAGUAGGCCUCUUUCCUCAUGCUGAACAAAUUUGCCUCAAGGACCCAUAAGGUCCGUCAGGAUAGAUUUUCCUCCAUCUUUGAAACUUAUUUACAUGAACCAUAGUACCAAAUGACACCAAAAUUAAGUUUUGUUGAAAUGUGUCCAUUUUGUUUCAUAUUCAUGAAACAUAUUGUUCUGUAACACAAAAAUGUGUCUUAAAAACGUAACUGUGAAAUAAAGUGUAAACUGAAAUAA